AUGGCACAGUACAGCGGCCUCACUGAUCCUUUUAUCCAUAUGGACACCUUCAAGAAGGUAACUAACAACAAGGGGUUUGAUGAUGCCACCCUCUGCCAUUUGUUCAGUGAGACGUUGGGACAUCAUAACAUAAGCCAAUUGUUUAGCGUCAAGCAGGGCAUAGAAGAAACAUUGAAGGCAUUCGUCACAAGGUGGAGAGCAGCGGCAUCUCGGUGCCACGACCUUGACAAGACGAUGACACUGGCAGCCUUUAAGCAAGGACUCCUAAAGGGACUAUUUCUCUAUCAUCUAAACUACAAUUAUCCAAACACGGCAUAUGACCACGUCAUGAGAGAGGUUGUCAUCCAUGCGCAGUGUAAGGACCAAAUCCCACCGCCACCUCCAAGAAAAUACCCGAGAGUAUGCAAAUCGAGGAACACCAGUAAGUGGUGUAAAUACAACGAAGAUAGCUGUCACAACACCAAUAGUUGCAACGCUCUUAAAACAGCAAUCGAGACUUUGUAUCGGAAUGGCAAGCUGGAACAAUUCAAAGUGCGACAACCACCACCAGUAGUUGCCAAUAUCGAGCCCAUACGUCGUAUCAACACCAUUGACGGAGGUGCUCCUAUCGGCAACAUGUCUCAUAGGGCAAGGAACCGUUAUGCGCGCGCCAACCACCCCAAAGAAGUUUGCAACAUCCGUUAUGAGAGAUCCGCUAAGCUACCAAGAUCUGGGUGGGAACCCAUAACCUUCUCUGAGGAAGAAGAAUGCGGAGUACAUCUCCCCCACGACCAUCCAUUCUUGAUCGACGCCAUACUCGACAAAUGGUCAGUGGGGAGGGUCCUCGUUGACAGCGGAUCUGCUAUCAAUGUCAUCUUCAAUGGCUACUAUAACCAACUUUAA
Molecule: messenger RNA, 882 nt
Organism: Rosa chinensis
Lineage: Eukaryota; Viridiplantae; Streptophyta; Magnoliopsida; Rosales; Rosaceae
Exons: 3
Coding region: 1-882 (293 amino acids)
Source: RefSeq, a predicted model, not a curated record